GACUAGGAAAUAAACCAAAACUAAUCCCGUUAAGUAUGGAGAGUGAUAUUCCAAGUAAGAGAAGAUUUGGAAGUAUUUAAGAGAGAUUUGAUUCUUUCUUCCCUUAUUUAUCUUUAUAAUUCAGAUAUCGUGGGUUUGGUGGCAACCAUGGAUUCAUUCAAAGGACAAGGAGGCAUUCAGAUGCUGCUAACAGCGGAGCAAGAAGCUCAGCACAUUGUUUCAAGUGCUAGAAACCUGAAGAUGGCCAGGCUAAAGCAAGCCAAAGAAGAAGCUGAAAAGGAUGUUGCCCUCUUCCGCUCCCAAAUGGAAACUGAAUACCAGAAGAAAAUCUCUGAGUCAAGUGGAAGCUCUGAUAAUACUGUGAAGCGACUUGAAGAGGAAACUCACAAAAAGAUUAAAGCAUUGACUAAAUCAACCUCGAUAGUAUCAAAAGAAAUAAUUGAAAUGCUCAUGAAACACGUUACAAGUGUGAAGAUUUGAUACAUGAGUAUGCAAUAUGAAGUUAGACAAGCAUUGAAGACUGCGACAAAUGAAGGAAGAAUCUGGUCUUAUAAGCAUCUGAUGUUUUCAAUUCUAAUAAUGGUGUCAAGAACCCUAAUUUUUUUUUAUUUGUCUUUGAGGAUGAUUUAGUUUUCUAAGAUUUGCAACCUUUUCUGCCUCAACCACAACUGAGAAGUUUGGUUUAUUGUUCUCUAGUUGUAAGCAAAUUUUCGCACUAAAAA
Molecule: messenger RNA, 722 nt
Organism: Gossypium arboreum
Lineage: Eukaryota; Viridiplantae; Streptophyta; Magnoliopsida; Malvales; Malvaceae
Product: V-type proton ATPase subunit G1-like
Exons: 5
Coding region: 148-480 (110 amino acids)
Biological process (GO): proton transmembrane transport
Cellular component (GO): vacuolar proton-transporting V-type ATPase complex
Molecular function (GO): proton-transporting ATPase activity, rotational mechanism
Source: RefSeq, a predicted model, not a curated record